Molecule: messenger RNA, 1746 nt
Organism: Arvicanthis niloticus (Nile rat)
Lineage: Eukaryota; Metazoa; Chordata; Mammalia; Rodentia; Muridae
Product: F-box/WD repeat-containing protein 12-like
Cellular component (GO): cytoplasm
Molecular function (GO): protein binding
Source: RefSeq, a predicted model, not a curated record
UAACCAGGAGGAAGUGGAUGUGGCGUGGCUGGGGCUUGGCGAGCAGGAUGGUGCUGCAGCUUGGUCCGCACGAACUGCAGCAUGUCUUCUCCUUCCUGGAUGCCCGGGACCUGCUCAGUGCUGCACAGGUUAACAAGGUCUGGAAUGAGGUUUCAAUGACUAAGGAACUGUGGAGGCAGCUGUGUCUUAGGCGAUGGGCCCCCUGCAAGGCCUUCCCAAUGGUCGUGGGCACGCAGACAUGGAGGCAGUACUAUUUCUGCCGGUCUGAGCUAGAGUUCCGUGUGGAAUCUGGGCGGCCACAGGACUUCAUCUGCAAAGCUAUUUCUGGGCACACAGGAAUGAUAGAUCAGCUGGCUUAUGUCUCACCCCAUGAGUACCGCUUUGAUGAAAGGGCAAGGUCUGUGGUUUGCACUGUGUCUUCAGACUGUACCGUACGCGCCUGGGAUCUGCAGGAGGGCACGGAGAUCUGGUCGAGUCCUGUGCAGCCUGCUCCUCUGGUGACUCUGGUGGCCUAUCCUCAGCUGCAGCUGGUUGUCACUGUGGACACACAGGGCUUGAUCAUGGGGUGGAAAGCGGAGACUGGGUCUGAGUGGGCCUCCUUUAGCUUGCCGACCUCCUGUUCUUCAAUGGAGGCCUGUAACCACCCAGAGGGCCCCUUCCUGCUGGCAGCCUGUGACGAAGGGACCCUCUAUACUAUGACAGUACCUCAGCUGCAAGUGCUCUCCAGAGUGGCCACGUUUCCUCACACCUCUGUGAGCCUCAUGUGCUCACCUGACACACAGUGGGUAUUUGUGUUUGCACAAGGUUCAGACUUAGGCCCAAAGGUGUUCUACACUCAGCCCUUGCUACACCCAUCAGAAGACAGACUUGUCUCCACUACCCUCCCUAUCAGGCAGAGCUCCAGAGCCUGCUGGGCUCCAGAUGAGGCAGCCAAGCUGACGGUGAUACACAGAGAUGACAGUGGCAUGCAUCUGGUUAUCACUACCUUCGAGUUAAAGGCCAACAAGUCCAGGGACAGAGUGAGCAUCCUGGCACAGCAACUGGCCAGCUUCCCCCUGCCAGACACUAUGACUCCUCACCUCAUGCAGGGCCACGGCUCCCAAACGAUCCUGCUCACCUCUGGGUCAGAGCUGGUGCUCUUCACCAUACAUGGCCUGCAGCUGAUGGCCUUUCAGGACCACCAGAGGCCCAUCACAUCUAUGUGGGUGGAUCCAGACCGUGUCAUCACCGCUGCCCUGGACCUGUCCUUGCGUGUCUAUGUGUGGAAUAAGAAGAACACAUCUCCUGUUCUCAAGAGCUGUUAUCAUUUGCUCGGAGGAUCUCACAGAUGGGCCAGUGGAUUCACCCACGUGAAGAGCGACAGCAGGAGCAUUGCUGGGGUGGAAGCCAGAAGCACUGGGACAAGUAUUCUGAGGUCAUAUUGCUACAAAGUUAAGCUUGGCUAGGUGCCACCAGUUGAAGAGGCUCUUGCUUGAUGUGCAUACAAAGUUCUCACCAAAGAUGUUGUCAACUUUGGAAAAAGAACUGGCAAGAUACAUGCUGUCUUCUCACAGUGAGCCAGUGACACAGUGGUUUCUAUCAUCUUAUGUUUCACUGUCUUGCUCAGAAAAACAAGGGAGAAUAAGUAACAUCUUCAGCCUGUUUUCCAGGUGGUGCUGGUCAGACAGAGUGAACUGUAUGUGGUAGUGGUAAAAGCAACAGAGUUGUUUUGUUAUCAAGAAUGUAAUUAAAAUAUUUUUAUCUGCC